AUGGCGCCAAACGGCACGGCGGAUGAGAAUGCGUCGUAUCGUUACCUGAGCACUCGCGGACAGGAUAGUGGUUUCUCAUUUGAGGAAGUCGUCCUGAACAGCGUUGCCCCUGAUGGUGGUUUAUACAUUCCUGAAGAGAUUCCGCGUGCUACAUCGUGGGAGUCGUGGGGAGAUCUUAGCUUUCCAGAGCUUGCCUUCGAGAUCAUGUCACUUUACAUUUCCCCUUCCGAAAUCCCUCCUGCCGACCUGAAAGCCAUCAUUGCGCGCAGCUACUCCUCCUUUCGAUCCCCAGAUGUUACACCCUUAGUCCAACUCAGGGAGAAUCACCACCUGCUCGAGCUGUUCCACGGCCCUACAUUUGCCUCCAAGGAUAUCGCCUCGCAGUUCUUGGGCAACCUGCUUGAGUAUUUCCUUGCGAAAAAAAACCAAGGCAAAACAAGCACCGCAGCAGACCGACAUCGUCUUACCUUUGUUGGUGCCACCAGAGGUGACGCAGGCUCUGCUGCUAUUCACGGCUUGAGGGGGAAAGAGGACAUAUCCGUAUUCGUCAUGUUUCCCCAAGGACAGGUUGCCCCUUUUCAAGAGGCCCAGAUCACUACAGUGCCAGACGAGAAUGUAUGCAGCUUAGCCGUCGCCGGCACCUUUGACGAUUGUCAGAACCUCCUGCGCCGCCUGCAUGCUGAUAGGCAAGCCAACGAAGACUUUGACCUUGUCAGCUCGAGGAAUUGGGCUCAUAUUCUGGCCCAGAUCGUGCUUUACUUUUACUCAUACUUUUCUCUCGUCAAGAAGUCGGCAUCUCUCAAGAUAGGCGAUAAAGUCCGGUUUGUUAUCCCAACUGGCAAAUUCGGCAGCAUCCUCGCCGGGUACUUCGCCUUACACAUGGGCCUCCCCGUCGAUAAACUCGUCAUCGCCACCAACGAAAAUGACAUCCUUGAUCGUUUCUGGAGGACGGGGCGAUAUGAGAAGCAGCGUGCUGGCCGUGGCGGGCCUGGGUCAGGCAUUAAGAAGACUCUCAGCCCCGCAAUGGACAUUCUUACUUCCCACAACUUUGAGCGUCUGUUAUGGUUUCUUGCCUGCGAGUUUGCUUCAAGCGCAGGUAUGGACCAGCUCUGGAACCAGAGGCAAGCAAGUCAAGAAGUCUCUCAGUGGUUCCAGGAACUCGACGGGAAAGGAUUCUUUGGCCCUGUAUAUCGCGACGUUAUCAGAAGCGCUAGACGCGACUUUGAGAGCGAGCGAAUCACAGAUCACCAAACUAUCGAAACCAUCAGAGCUGUCUAUCGAAGAUGCGGGUACAUACUGGAUCCUCAUUCUGCCGUUGGCGCUGCAGCAACACAAAGAUCAAUGCACCGUACCCAUGCGAGCAUUCCGCACAUCUCCUUCUCAACAGCACACCCAGCCAAGUUCUCUGAGACGGUGGUGAAGGCUCUUCGAGGCGAAAAUGGGUUUAGUGUGGAAACAACGUUGAUGCCAACAGAACUCGCCGACCUUGAGAAAAGAGAGAAGAGGGUAACCCCGGUAGAGAACGACUGGCAGAAAGUUCGUGAGAUCAUCAAGGCUCGAAAUGGCAAUUGA
Molecule: messenger RNA, 1572 nt
Organism: Trichoderma virens Gv29-8
Lineage: Eukaryota; Fungi; Ascomycota; Sordariomycetes; Hypocreales; Hypocreaceae
Exons: 4
Coding region: 1-1572 (523 amino acids)
Biological process (GO): L-threonine biosynthetic process
Molecular function (GO): threonine synthase activity
Source: RefSeq, a predicted model, not a curated record